Aspergillus aculeatus ATCC 16872 is the source of this 1908-nucleotide messenger RNA. RefSeq lists its product as uncharacterized. Lineage: Eukaryota; Fungi; Ascomycota; Eurotiomycetes; Eurotiales; Aspergillaceae. The record is from RefSeq and is a predicted model, not a curated record. The transcript has a single exon. The coding region runs from base 1 to 1908 and encodes 635 amino acids.
AUGUUCGUGGUCAACCCCAUCGGGUCCCUAGGACUCAGAACUGGAAAGCCAGCCCUCGACAGCUGGAAGCUGAAGGUGCCUACCGACAUCAUCGAGUCGGAGGUCCACAAACUCAAAGAUUUGAUUCACGAUGUGAUGAAGACAACUGUUCGGCAAGACAUUCGAGAUAUCUUGCGCGAUGAAUUGAAGGACAUCGUUCGCAGCAGCCUGGAAGACAUGAUGCAGGAGAUGCAGGCCAUUGUCCAGGACACGCAGGCACAUGUCCAGAUGAUCGAGGCGAGCGCUCAGGGCAUGCAGACCGACACUCAGAUGGUCAAGGAACACGCCGAGAGCCUGCAGACCGACGCUCAGGAGCUCAAGGAACAUGUUCAAGGUAUGCAGAGCAACGUCCAGGACAUGCAGACCAACGUCCAGGACAUUCAGAUCAACGUCCAGGACAUGCAGAUCGACAUUCAAAUGACCGAGGCACGUACUCAAAACCUGCAGACCGACGCUCAGAAGCUCAAGGAAUAUGUACAGGGUAUGCAGGCCAGCCUUCAGGAAACACAGGCAGAGGUGCAGAAGAUGAAGGCACAGGCGGACAUUCAGAGGAUGAAGGCACAGGAACAGGUUCAAGACAUGCAGGCCGACAUGCAGAAGAUGCAGGCACAGGCGGACAUUCAGAUGAUGAAGGCACAGGAACAGGCUCAGGACAUGCAGACAGUCGUCUAUGCGUUGCAGGAAGUCGUCUUCGACAUACAGACCAACAUUCAGGACAUGCAGGCCGACAUGCAGAAGAUGAACGCACAGGCAGACAUUCAGAAGACGAAGGCACAUGAACAGGCUCAGGUUAUGCAGGAAGGUAUCCAGAGCAUGAAGACGAACGUCCAGGGCAUGCAGACAGUUGUCGAUGAGUUGCAGGAAGUCGUCUACGACAUAAACACAGACGCCCAGGACAUGCAGGCCGACAUUCAAGAGAUGAAGGCACAGGAACAUGCUCAGGAUAUUCAGGACACAAAGACAGACGUCCAGGACAUGCAGACAGUUGUUGAUAAGUUGCAGGAAGUCGUCCACGACAUAUACACAGACGUCCAGGAUAUGCAGGACGACAUUCAGCAGAUGAAGACACAGGAACAGGCUCGGCAUAAUCAACACACAAAGACCAACGUCCACGACAUGCAAAUCGAUGCUCCCGAUUUGAAGACCAACAUGCAGAAGACAAGGGCACCGAAACAGACCAAGGAUAUAAAGGCGGAGAUUCAUGACACGAAGGUCAACGUCCAGUACAUGGAGGCCGAUGCUCCCGACUUGAAGACCAACAUACAGAAGGUGAAGGCGCCGGAACAGGCUCAGAACAUGCAGGCGGACAUUGAGCAUAGGAAGGUCACGGUCCAGGAUAUGAAGGUUGACAUUCAGGACACAAAGAACAACGUCCAGAACAUGCAGAAGAUGAAGGCACUGGAACAGGCUCGGGACACGAAGGCGGAGAUUCAUGACACGAAGGUCAACGUCCCAGACAUGCAGAAAUUGAAGGCACCGGAACAAGCUCAGCACAUGCAGAAGAUGAAGGCCAAGGAACAAGACCAGGACAUGCACACAGACUAUGAAUCAGAAGGUAGCUCGACCGUGAUACACGACGAUUGCGAAGCCGAGUGGACGGCAUACUUAUGGCGACAAGUGUCGCAAACCAAGAAGCACCAGAGGUCGAUCACUCCAUCAUCUACCGACGAAUGGAUGGAAAAGAUCAGGCAACUGGAUGAGCUCAGCGAGAUAAGUUCGAUUCCACAGUUCGAAGAGAACUGGCAUGAGGGUGAGGACCUCUGGUGGAGGGAGGAGUGUCAACGCGAGUGGAAUAGAUUUAAUUAUCGCACGGAGCACCUAGAGCCGCCAGAGUGGCAGAGGGACUUUGUAGAUCGCCGACUUAAGUAG